UAGACAGUUGCUUUCGAACUCCCCAAAUACUCAAUAUCUACAAUGGACAAGCAAAGUCUCCUUAACGCACUCGUUGGCGUCCUGAAUUCGACUUCCGUUUUUAACUCAGGGGUUCAAGAGCCCAAUAUUACUAGUAACAGCACGAGUCUCCUUGCGACGCCGACAAAUGUGACACUAAGUACCGCUGGGAUGUCAAACUGUACUCAGGCCUGCGCGCUAGGCGGCCUGGUUUGUGCAGUGACCCUUCCUAAUGAAGCGAACUUUUGCUGGGACUCAUUCUCCGGGUGUAAUAAGCGUUGCUAGCCAGUGGCAAAAGGAUGGGGGGUGGAUUUGCAAUACCGCAAGCGCAGUGACUCGCUGUAAAGUUCUCCGGAGGGAUUGGAGAAGAUCCACUGGUUGAAUUGAGGGUGCGCACGUGCUUCGAUGCCCGUCUGGAUGGGCGAUUCAACAUCGGGCUACCUAAGUAGGUACUUGGGGUAUCAUGGUGGAUUAAGGGGUACAUGGGGUUGUGCAAUGCAGGAGAGGGAACCGAUCUGGUUUCUAUAAUGUGUACGGAGUAAUGUAAUAGAUUUGGAUAGAGUGGAGAGUCCUUUGUUGAAUUGAUCUCAUUACUUCAAUUGCUGAUGUCGUACCGGAAGUGGAAAGGAGAAAGAGGACACAUGCCAUGCAGAUGUACAUCAGGGUGUCUGCGGUGCAACUAGUGGUAACCGUCGGAACUGGAGAUGAUUAACUUCGAGGGACGUUUAAAGUGGUAGUACCAAUCAGCAUGCCCGUUCCACCCUCAUGGCUCCGUUCCCAAGAUUUGCAGAGGGAGGGGUUGUUGCAAAUGGAAGGAU
Molecule: messenger RNA, 836 nt
Organism: Aspergillus caelatus
Lineage: Eukaryota; Fungi; Ascomycota; Eurotiomycetes; Eurotiales; Aspergillaceae
Exons: 2
Coding region: 43-303 (86 amino acids)
Source: RefSeq, a predicted model, not a curated record